AUGAAGCUAUUGAUAAUGAAAAUAAAUUUCAAGUUGCUCAAUCAAAGGAUAAACAUUUUUACAAAGAUGAACUUUAAUGGACUAUAUAUGAUUCUUUCAGGAUUUGCAGAAUUACAUGAGAAAAAUAUUUCCCCAUAGAGAUUGAAAAUGGUAUUCAGUUUAUUAUUACUAAAGAGGGUUGGGGUUGGGUUUGGGGUUGGGGUUGGG
This is a messenger RNA of Paramecium primaurelia, 207 nucleotides long. Lineage: Eukaryota; Ciliophora; Oligohymenophorea; Peniculida; Parameciidae. The record is from the annotation of a GenBank genome assembly.